AUGGAAGACAACGAAGCAUUUCAGGAUGAGCUACUUGCCUUAGAAAGUAUUUAUCCUUCUUGUCUUUUACCAAUAUCCGAGCAGAGUUAUACCUACACACUGAGUAUACCCGACAGCAGAGUACAUCUUAACCUACAAUUUCCCAUCGAGUAUCCAGACUCUCCACCUAUUGUAUUAGAUGCGUAUGGAAUUGAUAAAACCCUUGCAGAAGACGUUCUGCUGUCGGUUGCUACCGGUGAUGUAUGUAUUUUUUCGUAUAUAGAUUUGCUGAAAGAACUAGUGGAUAUCGAAACCGAACAAGAAGCCAUGCAGAACGAGCACAAGAAGCAAGAAGAAUCAGACAAAGACUCACCAGUAAUGCUUGAUAAAAAUCAAUAUGUUGCUAAGACUCCAGAAACCCAUCAAGAAGAGUGGAAACCCUCAUUCGACUGGAAAGAAUCACAAGCGAUCAAUGAUAGAAAGAGUACCUUCGCAGCUCAUGCCACUAGAGUUAAUAGCCCAGAAGAAGUUCAAAAGGCUUUGGAAGAGCUGUAUAUGAACAAAAAGGUAGCCAAGGCAAAUCACAACAUGGUUGCUUAUCGUGUAAUCUCUCAACGUGGAAAUGUCAUUCAAGACAAUGAUGAUGAUGGUGAAUCUGCUGCAGGAUCACGCAUGGGGCAUUUACUAACAAUGAUGGAUGCCGAAAAUGUUUUUGUUUGUGUCUCACGUUGGUUCGGAGGCACUCAUAUCGGACCUGAUCGCUUCAAGCAUAUUAAUUCUACAGCCCGUGAAGCUGUCCUUUUAACUGAAGCCGCACCUGAACAGAAAAAGGGCAAUGAUGAUAAAAAGAAAAAGAAGCAUCGAUAA
Schizosaccharomyces osmophilus is the source of this 846-nucleotide messenger RNA. RefSeq names its product eIF2alpha (Gcn2) kinase inhibitor (IMPACT-like protein) Yih1-like (gene yih1). The record is from RefSeq and is a predicted model, not a curated record. The coding region runs from base 1 to 846 and encodes 281 amino acids. The transcript is spliced from 3 exons. Gene Ontology annotation, cellular component: cytoplasm. Gene Ontology annotation, molecular function: protein binding. NCBI's taxonomy places the organism in Eukaryota, Fungi, Ascomycota, Schizosaccharomycetes, Schizosaccharomycetales, Schizosaccharomycetaceae. Gene Ontology annotation, biological process: regulation of translational initiation.